GUUCCAGCUUCCCGGCAUUUCGCGGUAUUAAUUAAUCCAAAUAAAAUGGUUGGCAAUAAAAAAAGCAAGUAUGCCAUGCAUCCGCGCAAUAUUCUGCGUGUGCCGCCAGACUACACCAAGCUGGCCAUCAAGCACAAAGAUUUCAGACAAGUCUGCGAAUUGGAACUAACUGGCAAAGUGUCGAUUAAUUUUCGCAAUGAGAAGACUUUGCGCGAACUGACGAAGAUGCUGCUGCAAGAAUAUUUUGAAUUGAAUGUUGAUUUUGCACCCGGCAGCUUGGUGCCCACUUUGGCCCUGCGUUUGAACUACAUCCUCUGGCUGGAGGACAUGCUGGAGCCGCUCAACUUAGACAAUGUGCGGGGCAUUGAUAUUGGUUGUGGCUCCUCUUGCAUUUACUCGUUGCUUGGCGCCAAAAAGAAUGGCUGGAACAUGCUUGCCCUCGAGUCGAAGCAACAAAACAUUGCCUGUGCCCGGCAGAAUGUCAAGCGAAACAACCUGGAAGACCGCAUUGAAGUCUAUGCCCAGCCAGACAAGUCCAGCAUCUUCAAGAGCUACUUUGAGUCGGAGAAACUGGAGAAGGAAUUUCACUUCUGCCUGUGUAAUCCACCCUUCUUCGACUCAAACUCCCCCAAUCCGUUCGGGGGCAACACUCGCAAUCCCCAGAGACGGCCAGCGCCGAACAACGUGCGCACUGGCAGUGCCGAGGAGCUGACUUGCGAGGGGGGCGAGGUGCAGUUCGUUCAGCGCAUCAUUGAGGAGAGCCGGCUUAACCAGCAGCGCGUGCUCAUCUUCACCAGCAUGCUGGGUGUUAAGGCCAACGUGCCCAAGAUCCUGGACUACCUGAAGGAGCGUCAGAUCAACAAUGUUACCACCACGGAGUUUCAUCAGGGACACACCACGCGCUGGGCCGUGGCCUGGAGCUACCAAAAAGCGGCCCUCAGCCCCGGAACAGAAUGUAAUUGAGUUGCUACCAACUCGGAAUAAACUUCAGCUGCAGCAGCAGCUGCACAUUAAACUCAA
Messenger RNA from Drosophila subobscura, 1020 nucleotides. RefSeq names its product U6 small nuclear RNA (adenine-(43)-N(6))-methyltransferase. Bases 46 to 963 code for a protein of 305 amino acids. The record is from RefSeq and is a predicted model, not a curated record. Gene Ontology annotation, biological process: rRNA base methylation. Gene Ontology annotation, molecular function: 23S rRNA (adenine(1618)-N(6))-methyltransferase activity; nucleic acid binding. Gene Ontology annotation, cellular component: nucleus. Lineage: Eukaryota; Metazoa; Arthropoda; Insecta; Diptera; Drosophilidae. The transcript has 4 exons.